CUUCUUGUCUUCUUGUCUUCUUUUCGUCCGUUGCUACACUCUUUUGCCAUCAAUACUACUACCACAUCUCAUGCUUUGUACACUAAAACCGACCAGCGCGACUACCCGCGUGCUUGGGCGCGUGAAGCUCGCAUCGGGUGCGCGCUGCUACGCGACCGAGGCGCCGCAGACGUCGACCGCGCUACUGCGCAACUACGAGGGCAUGUCGCCCUCGACCGUGCUCUCGAAACCCAACGAGCAAGACUCCCGCAAAACUGUCGUUAUCCUCGGCUCCGGCUGGGGAGGAUUCAAUAUGAUUCGCAACCUCGACCCGCGCUACUACCGCUGCGUGGUCGUCUCGCCGCGAUCCUACUUUGUCUUCACGCCUCUGCUGGCUUCCACUGCCGUCGGUACACUAGAGUUCCGCGUCGCUACAGAGUCCAUACGGGACAAAGGCAAGGGCUGGCGCAAGCUGAGCGACUCUCUCGAUUCUUUCUUGCAGACCAUCAAACUCCGCAGCGCAAACGCCGAUCACAAGAUCACCAGCCAGAAAGCACACGAGCUACGUCUUCCAACCCUCGAGCUCGUGCAAGCUGUCGCGCGCACGGUCGACCUCGAAAAGAAAGAAAUUACGGUCGCGCCGAGGAUAGAGGGCGUUGAUCCGAACGAGAAUUUUGUGGUUCCGUACGACAAGCUCGUUAUCGCCGUCGGGAGUUACUCGCAGACGUUCAACAUCAAGGGCGUUAAAGAGCACGCUUUCUUUCUCAAGGACGUUGCCGACGCGCGAAAGAUUCGAAAGCGGAUUCUAGAGCGCUUUGAGGCAGCAAACUUGUUUAUAGUGCCCGAGGAGCAAAAGCGCGAGCUGCUCAAUUUCUGUAUCGUCGGCGGUGGUCCCACCGGCAUCGAGUUCGCCGCCGAGCUCCACGACCUGAUCCACGACGACAUGCAGUUCUACUACCCCUCGCUCAUGCCGUUCGUGCAGAUCACGAUCUUCGACGUGGCCAAGAAAAUCUUAGGAUCGUUUGACGACAAACUCUCGUCCUAUGCUGAGACGUACUUCACGAGACAGCACAUCAACAUCCGCACUGGUGUCUCGGUGCAGGAAGUUGGGCCGGACUCGCUCCGCGUAAAAAACGAGAAAGGCGAGGACGAGGUUAUGAAGUACGGCUUGCUGGUGUGGUCGACCGGGUUGGCGCCGAACCCGUUUGUCCAGUCAAUGGACGGCGUCGUGAAGGAUAAACGCAGCAGUCUUGUAACUGACGACGAGCUGCAUGUCAUGCGGGCUCCCAAGGAUACCAACGGUACCGAAACGGCUGAUCCAGACAUCUACGCGAUCGGCGACUGCGCCCAGAUCAGAGGCCAGGUCUUGCCCGCAACUGCACAGGUCGCGUCGCAAAAGGCAAUCUAUCUUGCCAAGGAACUGAACAAAGAAGGCCGUGCUGCGGGAGAUCUGGUGCACUCGCCUUUCAAGUUCAAGAACCGGGGUAUCAUGGCCUAUCUCGGCGGAUGGAGGGCGAUCAUGCAGGGCGAUGCCGCCAUCACUGGACGCACCGCUUGGUUACUAUGGCGAGGCGCGUAUCUCUCGAUGUGCGUCAGUUUCAAGAACAAGAUCCUGAUCCCUACCUACUGGUUCGCCAAUUGGAUCUUUGGACGCGAUAUUUCUCGCUUCUAGAUGGGUGAUUGUAGAUUUUUGGCAGUAAUAGAAAAGAGGUCUGUUUGGUUGGAUGGGGGAAGCUGAGGUGGUUAACGUAACUUGCACUCCAAAAUAGUGAUCAGUACAUAUUACAAUAGUCAAAACAUAAAACUGGGUCUGCUAUGCAUAUGUAUCCAAAAUAGCAAAAAAGCACUAAUGUGAAAGAAUAAUGUAAAACUGGGUCAGAUAACACGAGCAGAC
This is a messenger RNA of Myxozyma melibiosi, 1873 nucleotides long. RefSeq names its product pyridine nucleotide-disulfide oxidoreductase-domain-containing protein. Bases 71 to 1651 code for a protein of 526 amino acids. The record is from RefSeq and is a predicted model, not a curated record. Lineage: Eukaryota; Fungi; Ascomycota; Lipomycetes; Lipomycetales; Lipomycetaceae. The transcript has 5 exons. Gene Ontology annotation, molecular function: NADH dehydrogenase activity.